This is a messenger RNA of Quercus robur (English oak), 2478 nucleotides long. RefSeq names its product AP2-like ethylene-responsive transcription factor AIL6. The record is from RefSeq and is a predicted model, not a curated record. Gene Ontology annotation, biological process: regulation of DNA-templated transcription. NCBI's taxonomy places the organism in Eukaryota, Viridiplantae, Streptophyta, Magnoliopsida, Fagales, Fagaceae. Gene Ontology annotation, molecular function: DNA-binding transcription factor activity; DNA binding. The transcript has 10 exons. Bases 560 to 2074 code for a protein of 504 amino acids.
ACUAUUAAUCUCUCUCUCUCUCUCUCUUUUCUUUGAGAAAUUCAUUCCCUCACUUUCUCAAGUUCUCUCUCUCUCUUUCCUCUCUGGUUUUACGCCGGCUGGCAGCAGAAACCCCUCGUCUUUCCCAUUUAUAAACCUACACCUGCUUUUCAUUCUCACACACUCGUUCUGAAAGCAUCAAAUAGUCCCUACUUUCACUUUAACAGUACUCUUUUCUCUCCCUAGAUUCUCUCUCUCUCUCUAAAGUGAAAGUUUCAUUUUUUGACGCUUCUUUGAAUCCUUGAAAAUGGGUUUGCAUGCAUUGUGUUGCUAAGGACCUUUUUUCACUCACCUAUUUAGCUACCUAGCAAUACUGUUGAAGCUUGUCAAUAUCUCUGUCAAAAGGGGUUUACACUGAUUUUGGCUUCGUGAUUAUCGUACUCAACUGUGUAUUUAUUUUUUUGAUCCUAUAUGAGGAACAUUUAGUAACGGUUGGGCUGAGAUUUAAAUUUUAAGAGAAACCAAACAGAAAGCAAAAAAGAAAAAAAAAAGAAGAAGAUUAUAAAAGUGAAAAGAAAUAAUGGGUCCUUCAACGAACUGGUUGUCUUUCUCACUGUCUCCGAUGGAAAUGCUGAGGUCCUCUGAGUCUCAGUUCAUGAGCUACGAGAACUCCUCCACUGACUCUCCUCACUACUUGAUCGAUAACUUCUAUACCAACGGCUGGGCAAACCAAAAUGAAGUCAAAGAAGGUGAAGCACAAAACCUUGGCGAUUCAUCUUUUCUUACAAGUUUGAUUGACCCACAAAUCCAAAACCAACAAGUUAUUCCAAAGCUUGAAGAUUUUCUGGGUGACUCGUCGUCUAUGGUUCGGUACUCGGAUAGCCAAACCGAGACCCAGGACUCGUCCCUGACCCAAAUCUAUGACCAGGGUUCAGCGUACUUCAACGAGCCACAAGAUCUCAAAACAAUAACUGGGUUUCAGGCCUUUUCUACUAACUCAGGCUCAGAAGUGGAUGACUCGGCCUCAAUUGCUAGGACUCAGCUCGCAUGUGCCGAGUUUGGGGGUCAAUCGAUUGAGUCAGCUGGGACCGAGCUGGGGUUCUCAAACUGUGCCAAUGUCACAGGAGGAGCUUUGUCACUAGGGGUCACUCAGACUCACAGCUCUGAGCAAAAACCCAUUGUUUCGGUUGAGUCUGAUGGCACUAAAAAGAUUGCUGAUACUUUUGGUCAGCGAACUUCGAUCUACAGAGGAGUCACAAGACACAGGUGGACAGGUAGAUAUGAAGCGCAUCUAUGGGACAACAGCUGUAGAAGGGAGGGGCAGGCUAGAAAAGGGCGUCAAGUAUACUUGGGUGGAUAUGACAAGGAAGAUAAGGCAGCGAGAGCUUAUGAUUUGGCAGCCCUCAAAUAUUGGGGUCCCACUGCAACUACCAACUUCCCUGUUUCAAAUUACUCCAAAGAAUUGGAAGAGAUGAAACAUGUGACAAAGCAAGAAUUCAUUGCUUCUCUGAGAAGGAAGAGUAGCGGUUUUUCAAGGGGAGCCUCUAUAUACAGGGGUGUAACAAGGCAUCAUCAACAGGGGAGAUGGCAAGCAAGGAUAGGCCGAGUUGCUGGGAACAAAGAUCUUUACCUUGGAACCUUUGCCACCGAAGAGGAAGCAGCCGAGGCCUAUGAUAUUGCAGCCAUAAAGUUCAGGGGUGCAAAUGCUGUAACCAAUUUUGAGAUGAACAGGUAUGAUGUGGAAGCUAUUGCCAAGAGUUCUCUGCCCAUUGGAGGGGCGGCUAAGCGCUUGAAGCUCUCACUAGAAUCAGAGCAGAAACCGGUAAUAACCCACAAUCAGCAACCCCAGACUAGCAGCGGCAGCAACAGCAGCAUCAAUUUUGCUGCAAUUCAGUCUCUUCCGGCCAUACCUUGUGGAAUUCCAAUAGAUGCUUCGACAGCAGCAUUCUACCAUCACAACCUCUUCCAGCACUUUCAAUCCAAUAACAUCGUCACUACUUCAAACCCCCCAGGUUCUUCAAGCAUUGCAACUCCAAUGAAUAUAUAUCAUCACCCACAAGCUGAGUAUUUCUUAUGGCCUCACCAGCCUUAUUGACAACGUGACCCAAUGUUGAUCACUUCACUGAUAAUGCCAAAUUUCCAGCCAAAUUAACAAUACCAGAAAACAAGCUCUAGUUGUGGCAUUUUCCCGAAGCUGACCAACAUCUGACCCUCUCACAGUUAUACUCUCUCUAAUUCACCUCUUAACCUGGGAAAAGAGGAAAGGCAGGAGGUUUUUUGUUCUGAUGGCUAAAGUUCUAGUUACAGUAGCUAGGAAAACUGGAUUUUGUAAUUAACUUUGGUUCAAUGCUUAGAAUGUUACAGUGGUUGGAGAAAAAUACUUUUGAAUGGGGGAUCCAUCCAUCUAGUUCCAAAAAAGAAGAAAAGUUUUUAGUAUUGUUACUACUGUCCAUGUCAGCAUUUUAUGAUCCUUAUUCAUCUCCAAAUUCCUUUUGUUUU